CCGUUGAACUGCAACUUAUAUUCCGGGCUUUCAAUUCUUCCUUUCCGUGCCCAUCGCAAUCCUCGCGCUCAUUUGAGCUGCUCGGUCCUCCUGCGAGUGUCGCACUCAGCUUCUCCCGUCGCACAGCAAUCGUCUCCCGUCGCAGCAGUGAGGAAGAUAUGAAGAAAGGACUGCAUCCACAGCUGCAAUGGAUUUCAUAUGUAACACCUUCUGGAAGACUGAUCCAGGCAAUGAUGACAAAAAUACAUCAUGUUGGUAAAGUUUAUCACUUUAGAGCAAAGCGCCAAAUGGCUCAGAGUGUAGGUCAAAUUGCAAAAUUCAACAGACGCUAUCGCCGCAAGCAAGAAGAAGAAGGAGAACAGAAGUAACUGAACGAGAAAUGGAAACAAAGAGUGGAAUGACGAAAGAGCUGUUGCCUAAGAUUGUCACUUCCGAUAUACCAGCCUAGCGAGUGCGUCUUAUAUUUAGCUUCCCCAUUACAGAAAAAGAGGAAGGAUUUUGAUCUGGACUGUGGUCUCUUUCAGUAUCUGCAAUAACUGCAAUGUGAUACGGUCUGGAUUAUGUGAUGUAAGCUUGAAAAUCAUUUCUUAACUAAUGAGUUGGUUAUUUUGGACUUGCA
Nymphaea colorata (pocket water lily) is the source of this 619-nucleotide messenger RNA. RefSeq lists its product as uncharacterized. Bases 159 to 368 code for a protein of 69 amino acids. The transcript is spliced from 2 exons. The record is from RefSeq and is a predicted model, not a curated record. NCBI's taxonomy places the organism in Eukaryota, Viridiplantae, Streptophyta, Magnoliopsida, Nymphaeales, Nymphaeaceae.